Molecule: messenger RNA, 1884 nt
Organism: Drepanopeziza brunnea f. sp. 'multigermtubi' MB_m1
Lineage: Eukaryota; Fungi; Ascomycota; Leotiomycetes; Helotiales; Drepanopezizaceae
Biological process (GO): protein adenylylation
Cellular component (GO): mitochondrion
Molecular function (GO): AMPylase activity
Source: RefSeq, a predicted model, not a curated record
AUGCGCCUCGCCCAAAUGGCGUCCCAUCUCUCCAACGACUCCGUAGGCGCAUCUCUUGCAGAACUGCCAAAAUCAUGGACCUUCACAUCUUCUCUCCCUCCCGAUCCGAAAUUCCCCACGCCCGAUGUAUCGCACAAGACAGCCCGAGGCGAGAUAGAGCCGAGGCAGGUCAGAGGCGCAUUGUUUACGUGGGUCCGACCAGAGGAGGCGAGAGAGCCAGAGCUCUUGAGCGUGAGUCCGGCCGCUAUGCGGGAUCUGGGAAUCAGGGAGGGGGACCAGAAGACAGACGAGUUCAAGGAGACUGUUGCGGGCAAUAGGCUGCUGGGAUGGGAUGCUGAGAAGGGACAGGGCGGGUACCCUUGGGCACAGUGCUACGGAGGGUGGCAAUUUGGGUCCUGGGCGGGACAGCUGGGCGAUGGGAGAGCCAUCUCUCUGUUCGAGACGACGAGUCCGAUCACGAACACUAGAUACGAGUUGCAGUUGAAGGGGGCUGGGAUUACCCCGUAUUCCAGAUUUGCAGAUGGGAAGGCUGUUCUGAGAUCCAGUAUCAGAGAAUAUAUCGUCUCGGAAGCUCUUAAUGCCCUGAACAUACCUACGACUCGCGCUCUUUCGUUGACGCUACUUCCGCAUUCGAAAGUCCGCCGAGAGACUUUGGAGCCUGGGGCCAUUGUUGCUCGAUUUGCCCAGUCUUGGUUACGGAUUGGUACUUUCGAUAUUUUACGAGCUCGCGGAGAAAGAGAUCUGAUUCGGCAACUGUCUACUUAUAUUGCGGAAAACGUGUUCGAUGGAUGGGAAUCACUGCCAGCGAGGAAUCCGUCAGAAACUGGUAACGAUGGCAGUCAAUUGCCAACAGGUGUUGCGAGAGACACCAUUGAAGGUCCUGCUGGCCUCGAGGAGAACCGCUUUACACGCCUCUAUCGCGAAAUUGUACGACGCAACGCCAAAACGGUAGCAGCAUGGCAAGCAUACGCUUUCACCAACGGUGUCUUGAACACGGACAACACAUCUAUAUUUGGCCUGUCCGUCGACUUUGGUCCUUUUGCAUUUCUGGACAACUUUGACCCCAAUUACACACCCAAUCACGAUGAUUACAUGCUUCGCUACUCUUACAGGGCGCAGCCUACGAUCAUCUGGUGGAACCUGGUUAGGCUCGGCGAGUCCCUGGGCGAGUUGAUGGGUAUUGGAGAGGGCGUCGACGCAGAAGAAUUUGUCGCAAAAGGAGUCCAGCAAGAGGACGCAGACGCGCUGAUCUCAAGAGCCGAGGCCCUCAUCACCCGCACGGGCGAGGAAUUCAAAGCUGUCUUCCUACAAGAAUACAAGCGUCUCAUGACUGCUCGCCUCGGUCUGAAAGUACAUAAGCAGUCCGACUUUGACGAAUUGUUCAGUGAGCUACUGGAUACCAUGGAAGCCCUAGAACUGGACUUUAACCAAUUCUUCCGCAAGCUCGGCCAUCUCCACGUCGCCGAUCUCGAAACCGAAGAGCAGCGAAAGGAGAAGGCGGGCGUCUUCUUCCACCACGAGGGCGUGACGGGACUCGGCAACACGGACGAAUCGGCCCGCGCCAGAAUCUCCGCGUGGCUGCAGAAAUGGCGCGCGAGAGUCGCGGAAGACUGGGGCGCGAACGGCGAAAAAGACGAUGAUGACGCCGCCCGACAGGCGGCGAUGAAGAAGGUGAACCCGAAAUUCAUCCCCAAGAGCUGGAUCCUGGAUGAGCUCAUCAGGCGCGUGGAGAAGGGCGGCGAGAGAGAGAUCCUCGACCGGGUGAUGCACAUGGCGCUGAACCCAUUCGAGGAGAGCUGGGGGUGGGACGAGAAGGAAGAGGAGAGGUUCUGUGGCGACGUGCCGAGGAGCGAUAGAGCUAUGCAGUGUAGCUGCUCUUCGUAG